Molecule: messenger RNA, 744 nt
Organism: Neoarius graeffei (lesser salmon catfish)
Lineage: Eukaryota; Metazoa; Chordata; Actinopteri; Siluriformes; Ariidae
Product: claudin-14-like
Exons: 1
Coding region: 1-744 (247 amino acids)
Biological process (GO): bicellular tight junction assembly; cell adhesion
Cellular component (GO): plasma membrane; bicellular tight junction
Molecular function (GO): structural molecule activity
Source: RefSeq, a predicted model, not a curated record
AUGGGAAUGAUGGCACAACAGCUCCUAGGUUUCUUCCUGGGUCUCCUGGGCCUUUUCGGCACUCUGACAUCAACAGUGCUUCCUCACUGGCGCCAAACAGCUUAUUUUAGCACCAAUUUUAUGACUGCUUCAUACUAUAUGAAAGGUCUAUGGAUGGAAUGUGCUAGCCACACAGCUGGCAUUUAUCAAUGUGAGUUCCACCGAUCAAUGCUUUCUCUGCCCAAAGAUCUACUAGCUGCCCGGAUUUUAAUGGUGCUCUCCUGCACCACCUCAAUUUUGGCUGCCAUAGUUUCAGCUGUGGGCAUGAAAUGUACCCGAUGUGCCAACCAAUCCCAUGCCAAGGGAUCCAUAGCUGUGAGUGGAGGUUCAUGCUUUAUCCUGGCUGGCCUUUUCUGCCUUAUCACUACAUCCUGGACAACCUGUGAUAUCAUCAGAGAUGCAUACGAUCCCUUUUCUACUGCUGGGAUGAAAUAUGAGCUUGGCCUGGCUGUGUACAUCUCCUUCUCAUCAGCUAUUUUCAGUAUUUGUGGAGGUGGGAUGCUUUGUGUAGCAUCAUGGGAUGUAAGAAACUAUGUAAGCCACAAGGUGGCAGACCCACAGGUACCAGACCCAAAUAAACUACAGCAUAUCCCAGUCUGUCAAGCAAACACUGCCUUUGAAAGUGAUCACUCAUCACCAACUUUUUCCUCCAUCAGUGGAUAUAGGUUAAGUGAUAGUAUUAGCGAAAGUAGUAUUAAAAAAUAA